This is a messenger RNA of Penicillium angulare, 807 nucleotides long. RefSeq lists its product as uncharacterized. The transcript has a single exon. The record is from RefSeq and is a predicted model, not a curated record. The coding region runs from base 1 to 807 and encodes 268 amino acids. Lineage: Eukaryota; Fungi; Ascomycota; Eurotiomycetes; Eurotiales; Aspergillaceae. Gene Ontology annotation, molecular function: transmembrane transporter activity. Gene Ontology annotation, cellular component: membrane.
AUGCCCGACAAUCAAAUCCAGGCAAAUUUCCUCAGUCAUCGCGAGAAGCUCAUAGCUGUUGAUCGCAUUAGGGGUAAUUUCCAGGGAAUCGGAAGUCAGACAUGGAAAUGGGCACAUUUCUUUGAAGCCUUUCGGGACGCGCGCACCUAUCUCUAUGUGCUGUUCUCGCUACUAAUGAAUAUUCCAAAUGGGGGUAUAACCACAUUCGGCUCUCUCAUUAUCAGCUCUUUUGGCUUCUCCGAUCGCAUGUCCCUCAUGCUUAAUAUGCCAAUGGGUCUUGUUGAUAUUACCUGCAAGUUGGGAUUGACAUACCUUUCUGACAAAUAUCUUGACCGAACUAUCUUUGCCGUUAUUGCCAUUUUGAUACCCAUGGUCGGCGGAAUUUUGAUGAUUGUCCUCCCUCUUCAUGCCAAAGCUGGACUAUUGAUCGGCUAUUAUCUUAUCGGCGCUGCUGGAACUUCGUGGUGUUUGAUUAUGGUGAUGAUCUCUAACAAUACACUGGGCUACACCAAGAAAGCAACCGUGAACGGUCUACAGAUACUGGCAUAUGCUGUCGGAAACUGGAUUGGACCGCAGACUUUCCGCUCGGAUCAAGCCCCUGAGUAUUUCGAUGGCAAGUUGAUGGUCGCUGUCAUGUACGCUCUGGCAGCGGUGACCUUGCUGUUAAUCCGUCUGAUUAAUGUUAUGGAGAAUAAGCGACGUGACCGGCAGGCGCUUACUGAUCCAGACGCUGCGAACGCUGCUGUUGGUAGUGAGUUCUUAGACUUAACCGAUUUUGAGCAGCCGGCCUUCCGUUAUGUGCUCUAA